CGCACCCUCAGUUCUCACAAUUUUGGGUGGAAAAAGUGUGCAUUGAUCCCUCCAUAGCAAUUUUUUGCCAGUUAGCCGUUGUAGGUUCUAUGAUUUCAGAAAGAAAGGUCUAUGUCGAUAUUUUAGAGCAACAAAGCCUACUUAAGUGUCAAGCUUCAAGUGCUACUUGGGGUUGUUGUACAGAAAAUGCAAAGUUUUCGUUUUUUAGUAAUAUCCUUCGCCAAACCGUUUUCCUUUGCGCGAAACACUUGACUUGGAUUUUGGAAGAGCCAGAACAACAAUUUUCGGGUGAACUUCUUAAAGAUUAUGAAACUAUAGGGAAGAAGAAGGCUGCAAUUCUUGAGAGGGACCCCAAGGAUUCCAAUAGACCUUGUAUGGCAGUACACGCUGCUGGGAGGAGAAGAGGCAGAGUGUGUGGUCACUUGAACACUUUUUGUUUCUACAGCUUUUUAUUUAACAACUAUAUAUAUUUAUGCAGGAGACACUUUCUGUGGAUAGAUGGGCAGAUAGCACAUGAAGUAUCCUUUGUCAAACUGCUGAGCGAAGAAAGACAAGACGAAGAAAGCACCAAUGGCAGUUUAAACUUUGCAGCAAAUGUAUCCCAACACAUUGCCUUAUUGCCAACUGCAGAUAUUUUGUUGAAUACUUCCCCAGUCACACCAACGAGAACGAAGGAAAUUGAUUCGAAUGGGACUGCAGAUAUUCCAGACUUUCAUUCUUUCUCGGCUAACUGUGACCCUUGUAUUCAUGUAAGAGACAUAACAAAGUGUGAUACAGGAUUACAGAGAAAGAUGAAAUGUGCUGAAGCCGUUAGAAAUUGUAGCGAAGAGAGAAGUAUUUCUGAUAUGGGAGGAAAUGUGGAAGAAAAGACAGCUAUUGAAGACUUGAAACAUGCAAAGUCUGAUAGUGCAUUUGGAGAAUUUUUCCGCAUGGAUAAGGAAUUUCCAUUACGAUACAAGAGCGACACGAAUCUGACUAUGGGAAAUGAUGUAGAGCAGAACUUCUCAAAUGACAAAUUUUCGGAAGAUAAGAUUUUUGAAGAACACUCUUGUCCUGUUUCCAUGAUUCAACAAUUAUCUUUUGCUGACAAAACUCGAGAUGAAGUUAGCCCAAGCCAGUUACAUAGUACCUUAAAAAGUCAUGUUCGUGGCAAGUUGAAAUCUCUGCAGUUGAAAUCCGAAAAUAUUUCUCGUUUGUUACUCCACAGAGGUAGACCUCGAAGUCCUACUAUUGAUGAACACAGUACAAGUAGCUUGCCAACACGUUUUUAUAAAAGUAACGAUGAACGCUCAAUCAAGGAACCAAAUAUAGUCUCUUAUCCAGUCUCAUCGGAGAUAAAGAGAGUCGCUGAACAGGAAAGUUUGGACAAGACUAUCUUGGAACAGUCAGAAGAGUCUUCUGCAGUGUCCGAGAAGGAAGAUCCUUCUUCAUUAAAUGUAGCUGCACGAACUGUUUUGGAUCCUCAUUUAUCGGAAGCUGACAACGUUACGAGAACGGAACUAGAGGUACCCUAUUCGGUGAAUGGACACGAGGUUACUUUAACCACUCAAUUUUCGGAAACUAAAUUUUCGACCACUGAAGAAGGACACGACAAUAAUACGAUAGCUGUAUCUCCUACUGCAAUUCCGGUUAGUUUCACUAUGGAGAGAAAUCAGCACAAUGACGCUUGUUGCUGCACAAUAAGCUGAAUUUCAUUCUAUGAAUCUUAUUUGCACACGAAGUAUUCUUUGUCUUUGACUUUUGAAUAUUUACGUCUUGAUAUUUAUUUGCUGAAGCAGCAACAAGACUGAAAUAAAUGGAAUGAUUGACUAUUUUUAUGCGUCUU
Molecule: messenger RNA, 1825 nt
Organism: Galdieria sulphuraria
Lineage: Eukaryota; Rhodophyta; Bangiophyceae; Galdieriales; Galdieriaceae
Exons: 1
Coding region: 90-1688 (532 amino acids)
Source: RefSeq, a predicted model, not a curated record